Messenger RNA from Pteropus alecto (black flying fox), 4213 nucleotides. RefSeq names its product solute carrier family 4 member 3 (gene SLC4A3). The coding region runs from base 152 to 3955 and encodes 1267 amino acids. The transcript is spliced from 24 exons. Lineage: Eukaryota; Metazoa; Chordata; Mammalia; Chiroptera; Pteropodidae. Gene Ontology annotation, molecular function: solute:inorganic anion antiporter activity; monoatomic anion transmembrane transporter activity. Gene Ontology annotation, cellular component: plasma membrane. Gene Ontology annotation, biological process: transmembrane transport; bicarbonate transport; monoatomic anion transport. The record is from RefSeq and is a predicted model, not a curated record.
UGUGCUUGUGGAGGUGUCGCCUCCAGGACUCUUGAGGGGAAGGGAGUCUAAAAGCAAGGGCUCCUCGCUAGGCCCCCGCAGCGCCCUCUUCUUCUCACCCGGGUCACGGGUCCCUCAGUGAGCGAGAGCCUCCCGAGCCGCCUCCCCGGCCAUGGCCAACGGAGUGAUCCCGCCGCCCGGGGGCGCCUCCCCCCUACCCCAGGUCCGGGUGCCCUUGGAGGAGCCCCCUCUGAGUCCAGACAUGGAGGAGGAGGAUGAUGACUUGGGCAAGACCUUGGCUGUGAGCAGGUUUGGGGAUCUCAUCAGCAAGCCCCCGGCCUGGGACCCCGAGAAGCCCAGCCGCAGCUACAGCGAGCGGGACUUUGAGUUGCCAUCUUGUGCUGGAUGCUGUGCUGGAUGCUGUGCUGGGCCACCAUACCAUGUUCACCGGCACACAUCCCACCACACCCACCACCCGCUCUCAGCACGCCUGCCUCCGCCCCACAAGCUGCGGCGACUGCCCUCCACCUCUGCCCGGCAAACCAGGGGGAAGAGGAAGAAGGAGAAGACCUCCGCUGCCCCCUCUGAGGGGACCCCUCCCAUCCAGGAGGAGAGGGGAGCCGGGGUGGAGGAGGACGAGGAGGAGGAGGAAGAGGAAGAGGAAGGGGAAUCUGAGGCAGAGCCUGUGGAGCCCCUACCCUCGGGGUCCCCACAGAAAGCAAAGUUCUCCAUUGGAAGUGACGAGGAUGACAGUCCCGGCCUCUCGGUGAGGGCCACCUUCACCAAGCCCCUGCCCUCGGGCAACCCUCGCUCCGACAAGAGCCCCCAGCACUCGGUCAGCUCCCCCAGCUCCCGGGCCCGGGCCUCCCGAGUUGCUGGGGAGAAGAGCCGGCCUUGGAGCCCAUCAGCCAGCUAUGAUCUACGGGAGCGGCUGUGCCCAGGAAGUGCCCUGGGCAGCCUGGGUGGCCCAGAGCAGCAGGUGCCCACCGACGAGGCAGAGGCCCAGAUGCUGGGCUCUGCGGACCUGGACGACAUGAAGAGUCAUCGGCUGGAGGACAACCCUGGUAUGCGGCGGCACCUAGUGAAGAAGCCAUCUCGGACACAGGGUGGGAGGGGCAGCCCCGGUGGCCUGGCUCCCAUCCUGCGCAGGAAGAAGAAGAAGAAGAAGCUGGACCGAAGGCCUCACGAGGUGUUUGUGGAGCUGAACGAGCUGAUGCUGGACCGCAGCCAGGAGCCCCACUGGCGGGAGACGGCUCGCUGGAUCAAGUUUGAGGAGGAUGUGGAGGAGGAGACGGAGCGCUGGGGGAAGCCCCGUGUGGCCUCGCUGUCUUUCCGCAGCCUCCUGGAGCUCAGGAGGACCAUUGCCCACGGAGCUGCCCUCCUGGACCUGGAGCAGACCACUCUGCCAGGCAUCGCACAUCUUGUGGUGGAGACGAUGAUUGUGUCUGACCAGAUUCGGCCAGAGGACAGGGCCAGUGUCCUGCGUACCCUGCUACUGAAGCACAGCCACCCCAAUGAUGACAAGGACAGUGGCUUCUUUCCCCGAAACACGUCCAGCUCCAGCGUGAACUCAGUCCUGGGCAAUCACCACCCUACCCCCAGCCAUGGCCCUGAUGGGGCGGUGCCUACCAUGGCUGAUGACCUGGGGGAGCCAGCACCACUCUGGCCUCAUGAUCCUGAUGCUAAGGAGAAGCCCCUCCACAUGCCUGGGGGAGACAGUCACCGGGGGAAAAGCCUGAAGCUGCUGGAGAAGAUCCCCGAAGACGCUGAGGCUACUGUGGUGCUCGUGGGCUGUGUGCCUUUCCUGGAGCAGCCGGCAGCGGCCUUCGUGCGAUUGAAUGAGGCCGUGCUCUUGGAGUCUGUGCUUGAGGUCCCCGUGCCGGUUCGCUUCCUCUUUGUGAUGCUGGGGCCCAGUCAUACCAGCACGGACUAUCAUGAGCUCGGGCGCUCCAUUGCCACCCUCAUGUCUGACAAGCUGUUUCAUGAGGCUGCCUACCAGGCCGACGACCGGCAGGACCUUCUGAGCGCCAUCAGCGAGUUCCUGGAUGGCAGCAUCGUGAUCCCCCCGUCGGAGGUGGAGGGACGGGACCUGCUGCGCUCUGUGGCCGCCUUCCAGCGAGAGCUGCUGCGGAAGCGGCGGGAGCGUGAACAGACCAAAGUGGAGAUGACCACCCGGGGCAGCUGCGUGGCCCCUGGGAAAGAGCUGUCAGUGGAGUUGGGGGGCUCUGAGGCGACCCCUGAAGAUGACCCCCUGCGGCGGACUGGCUCAGUAUUUGGGGGGCUGGUUCGGGACGUGAAGCGCCGGUACCCACAUUACCCCAGCGACCUGCGUGACGCUCUGCACUCCCAGUGUGUGGCAGCCGUGCUGUUCAUCUACUUCGCCGCCCUCAGCCCCGCCAUCACCUUUGGGGGGCUGCUAGGGGAGAAGACCGAGGGGCUGAUGGGCGUGUCCGAGCUGAUCGUGUCCACCGCGGUGCUCGGAGUCCUCUUCUCUCUGCUGGGAGCCCAGCCGCUGCUUGUGGUUGGCUUCUCAGGGCCACUGCUGGUCUUUGAAGAAGCCUUCUUCAAGUUCUGCCGAGCCCAGGACCUGGAGUACCUCACCGGCCGGGUGUGGGUUGGCCUCUGGCUGGUGGUCUUCGUCCUUGCCCUGGUGGCUGCGGAGGGCAGCUUCCUGGUCCGCUAUAUCUCGCCGUUCACCCAGGAGAUCUUCGCCUUCCUGAUCUCUCUGAUUUUCAUCUACGAGACCUUCCACAAGCUCUAUAAGGUGUUCACGGAGCACCCACUGCUGCCAUUCUACCCCCCUGAGAGGGCAUUGGAGGCUGGGCCGGACCUGAACGGGAGUGCCCUGCCUCCUACCGAGGGGCCGCCCGGCCCGAGGAACCAGCCCAACACGGCUCUGCUGUCCCUCAUCCUCAUGCUCGGGACCUUCCUCAUCGCCUUCUUCCUACGCAAGUUCAGGAACAGCCGCUUCCUGGGUGGCAAGGCUCGACGCAUCAUCGGGGACUUCGGCAUCCCCAUCUCCAUUCUGGUCAUGGUCCUGGUGGAUUACUCCAUUACAGACACCUACACGCAGAAGCUGACGGUGCCCACGGGGCUCUCGGUGACCUCCCCUGAUAAGCGUACAUGGUUCAUCCCACCCCUGGGCAGUGCCCGUCCUUUCCCGCCCUGGAUGAUGGUGGCAGCCGCUGUCCCGGCCCUCCUGGUCCUCAUCCUGAUCUUCAUGGAGACACAGAUCACUGCUCUUAUUGUCAGUCAGAAGGCUCGGAGGCUGCUCAAGGGCUCUGGCUUCCACCUGGACCUGCUGCUGAUCGGCUCUCUGGGUGGGCUCUGUGGGCUGUUUGGGUUGCCCUGGCUCACGGCCGCCACCGUCCGCUCAGUCACCCACGUCAACGCGCUGACUGUAAUGCGCACUGCCAUUGCACCUGGUGACAAACCCCAGAUUCAGGAGGUGCGGGAGCAGCGAGUCACCGGCGUGCUCAUCGCCAGCCUCGUAGGCCCGCUCAUCUUCACAGGGCUGUUUGAGGGGUCAGGUAGGUCUGUGUCACCUCCUCCAGGCCUGUCCAUCGUCAUGGGGGCUGUGCUGCGCCGGAUCCCCUUGGCCGUGCUCUUUGGGAUUUUCCUGUACAUGGGGGUCACGUCACUGUCUGGUAUCCAGUUGUCCCAGCGUCUGUUGCUCAUCCUCAUGCCGGCAAAACACCAUCCCGAGCAGCCCUAUGUGACCAAGGUGAAGACAUGGCGGAUGCACCUGUUCACCUGCAUCCAGCUGGGCUGCAUCGCACUGCUCUGGGUGGUCAAGUCCACGGCAGCCUCGCUCGCUUUCCCCUUCCUGUUGCUGCUCACGGUGCCUCUGAGGCGUUGCCUUCUGCCCCGGCUCUUUCAGGACAGGGAGCUGCAGGCGCUGGACUCGGAAGAUGCUGAACCAAACUUCGACGAGGACGGCCAGGAUGAGUACAAUGAGCUGCACAUGCCUGUGUGAUCCUCCAACGUGGGGCCCCUCAGAGACCCCAACACCUUAGUGACCGACACCCGGGCCCCUGUCAGAACCCAGCCCCAGGGCCGGCGGGCUCCUCCUGACCUAGAGAUGUGCCUGGAACCACUACUGAUGCCUCGGCCACAGGGGCGCCCUGACUCUGCCUGGGGCCCUGACCUUGUCUCACCCAGGUCCUGUCACAGACCAGACCAUCACAGGCUUUGAGCUCAUUACAACCACACUCCUUGUCUCGUGUCUGCCUCA